Molecule: messenger RNA, 1713 nt
Organism: Xiphias gladius (swordfish)
Lineage: Eukaryota; Metazoa; Chordata; Actinopteri; Istiophoriformes; Xiphiidae
Gene: shisa9a
Product: shisa family member 9a
Exons: 5
Coding region: 1-1713 (570 amino acids)
Biological process (GO): regulation of AMPA receptor activity; regulation of short-term neuronal synaptic plasticity
Cellular component (GO): dendritic spine membrane; postsynaptic membrane; postsynaptic density
Source: RefSeq, a predicted model, not a curated record
AUGACGUUGAACGGAGGAGAAAACACCAUGAGAGGGAAAUACUUUCUCCUCGGCUUCUUGUUGCUCAAACUUAUGGCUCUAGUGUGCAAGGCAGACGGGGAGCCAGGACUGCUCGGAGGAUUCGUCAUGAUCGCCACCUCCAACGGCUCCAGAGAGGAGGAGAGCGUGUCCGAAGAGACCCCGCACACGGAGGAUAAAUGUCGGGGUUACUACGACGUGAUGGGCCAGUGGGACCCGCCGUUCAUCUGCAAAACGGGCAACUAUCUGUACUGCUGCGGCACCUGUGGCUUCCGCUUCUGCUGCUCCUACAAGCACUCGCGGCUGGACCAGAGCACCUGUAAAAAUUAUGACACUCCGGUCUGGAUGAAGGCCGGACAGACUCCCUACAACAAAAUGAACAAGAUGCACGACAGCACCAAAGACAAGACGAACUUAAUUGUUUAUAUCAUAUGUGGAGUAGUGGCCAUUAUGGCUCUUGUGGGGAUUUUCACCAAAUUGGGGCUGGAGAAGGCGCACCGCCCCCAGAGAGAAAACAUGUCCAGGGCCGUCGCCAGUGUGCUGCAGGGCGGGUGUCCAGGUGAGCAGUAUCGGGGGGAAGAGGCCCUUGGGAUGCAUUCGCAGCACUACGUUUCCAGGGCCACAAACCUCCAGGGUGGCCAGAUCAACAACAACGUGGGACCGGGCUCAAACAUGGGCCAGCAGCACCCUUACCCUGCCCUCAGCCAGCUGGCUCACGUCUAUGAACAGCAGCAACACCAGCAGCAACAGCAGCAGCAGCAGCAGCAGCAGCAGCAGCAGCAAAACAAGGAUCUCAACAAGUACGCCUCCCUGAAGGCUGUGGCUGCCAAGUACAACGGUGAACUCUACAACAAGCGUCGGCUGAUGGUGGAGCUGCCAACAAAGGGCGGUCUUCCUCUCCAACCAAUGGGCAACUCCAGACCCUCUAUAGGCAACAUGUCGUCGAUGACUCCUCCAAUGACAACCAAUCCCAUGGCUUCAAACCCCAUGACCUCCAAUCCCAUGAACCCCACCAUCACCCAGAUGACUUCAAUGACCCCAAUGACGUCUAUGACACCCAUGACCUCAAUGACAGCAAUGACAUCCCUCACCCCAAUGACGUCCAUGACCCCUAUGACUUCUUUGGGUCCACUGACUCCAGAGCCAGUUGCAACCUACAUCACAGAGAUGCCCAGCAUCUCUUCCGUCUCAACCCUCCCAACAGAACGGCACAUAGCUGGUGGAGGAGGAGGUGGAGGACUUAAGCCCAACGGCCAGAAACCCAAAGGCGGCCAUGGCCACGGUGUCCACAGCUCUCACAGCUCUCACACUCAUGCUCACAGCCACAGUAGCAAGCCGCCAGGACUCGGGGCAACCUCCCUGGCACACAUGGCGGGGACCAUGCCAGGUGGAACGUCCUUGGGCAUCUCCAGGGCCGCCGUGACAACCAUUGGCUCCAGCUCGGCUACAAUGGGCCGCCCAUUGGCGUACAGUUCCAACACAAUUGCGGCUGGGCACGGGAUGGGGCUAGGGCUGAAGGGCUGGGAUGGGACUGAGACUGUGGGCCGGAGGAAGACGUAUGGGCACAAGAGGCCUCAGUGUACCGUGCUGGAGCCGAACCAGCUCCACAGCACCAGAGGCCACAGCCACAGCCAACACUUCCUCCCCACACAGCCCUACUUUGUGACCAACAGCAAGACAGAGGUGACUGUGUGA